Messenger RNA from Linderina pennispora, 2047 nucleotides. RefSeq lists its product as uncharacterized. The record is from RefSeq and is a predicted model, not a curated record. The transcript has a single exon. Bases 90 to 1823 code for a protein of 577 amino acids. NCBI's taxonomy places the organism in Eukaryota, Fungi, Kickxellomycota, Kickxellomycetes, Kickxellales, Kickxellaceae.
CUCACUACAACACCACCUUACUCGGUAUAUUCACUCAUUUUGCAUAUCUGGUUUCCGAAACAGCCCGAUACCCAAUCCCUGGACCAACAAUGAGUUACGCACAAACCCUGCCAUUCAUCAUCCUGGAGAGGAUCGUCGACUAUGUGCUAGAGUUUUAUCCGCUCCCAGGCCUAGCCAGCUCAAGCAAAUGCGACUUAUGUAUAGCAGAAUGGGCGCUGCCGGGCGUGUGCAAGCAUUGGCGGAAAGUGUCGCUCACUCAUCUGUACAAGUCUGUCAGUUGGAACACGAUCAAGAAUAUUCGUGGAGGCUGCAAGACAAGCAGGUUCCUGUCCAACAAGUUCAUGAAUGCGAUCAGGAAUGAGGGAGCCGGAGUCGUGAAGACUUUUACUGUCGCAUGCCGACGAGAUAUGAUUCUUGAUGGCUCGUAUGUCAAGGGGCUAGGUAUGCUGCCUAGCACCUGCAAGGUUUUGCCUGGGGUCAGUAUCCUAGACCUCAGUAUCCUGUCAUCGUCAGAUGAGACAGAUAUUGACUUGGAUGAGUCCAAGGACAACAUCUUGUCCUUUUGCGCUGCAAUCAGAAGGAUGUUUCCCAAUGUGAGCAAGCUGAAGAUUACUGGCUCAACACGUCGUAUCCAGCCAAAGGACGACGAGCUGCUGGACACGAUCACCUGUCGGCUUGUGAAUCCUGAUAUCCCGGCUGCCUCAGCAGAAAGCUAUGUCAAGUUCAGUCGGUCCUUUUCUAGUCUGCAGUAUCUGAAUGGCAGCAUCAGUGGCCACAACUCGCCAGUUAUCGAACUCGCCCGGAGACAUGCAUCAUCGCUGGAGUUCCUGGCGAUCCGCACUGCCAUACCGGAAGCGAUUUCUCGGAUUUGUUACCGCAGCAGUGGAGAGGGGCUCGUGUACAGCAGAUUAAAGGUCUUCUCCAUUUUUCCUGGCGGCUCCGAGAUUCACUUUGACACGAAGUACAAGUUCCAGGAAGUCAGACAUGUACCAUUCCCAGUACUCUGUACUGUCAACAGCAUUAGCCCCUACCCGUUCGCUGGGGAUGUGGUGUUCCGCGGCAACACAAAGACUCUAAGCAAGCUCACAGUGCUGCUGACAAGGCACAACUUGGAUAUGUUCCUGACAAAUGGCGUGCUUAGAAGAGAGCGUUUGAUGGCCCUCGAUGUCGCGGAGUACAUGUACUUUGGACCAGCCACCGGCACAAUGCCGAUAUCCGAUAUGCUGCGGGCCGCCCUCCCAGCUGAGAGCACCAUGAAAAUGUUCAAGUUCGAUGCGGUGCAUCCGAUCCGGUUUGAGUCUGUUUGGCCAUCGCUAGAGACGAUUGGAGCCAGAAUGGAGUCACUCCGAAUUCGUUCACUCGCUUGCACCCUUGAGCAGGUUAUUUCGCUGGUUAGUGUGCUGCCGCUGAUCAAAACCCUCGAGUUCGAGUGUGUAUCGACGCCAAGCCUGAUGGGUACCGAUAGACUGCAUGAUGGAUGUGAGGGGGCGUGCAGGCUGGCUUCACAUCCGGCCGAGCCCGGUGACAAACCUAAGCAUGUGAGGUUCAUGGAGACACACCUAGACUGUAUCUGUAACGACAUGGCUGUGGCCGAGGUGCUGUAUAUGCAGCACUACCCGCUCUCUCUGUCGUUGAAGAACUUUUAUGUGGGCACGCGUGGUUCUAACCUGAUGCUCGCUAGCCGGAUGGUGGUGCUUAUGUCCCUGCUUUGUCCACGCAUCGGACUCUACGACCUGUGCGGCCAGCCGGCAUACGAUUCCCUGGGGCAGCGGCUCGAGCAGAGCCGGCUGGAGAGUACUCGGCAACGUGCGUCGCACGCCUGAGUGUGCGGCAUUCUCCGCCGCUACUGCUUGCGGCAGGCGGCUCUUCUGGGAAGUAGCGACGAUCGCACGCUCGACUGGCAGAUCGUCCCUCGCUUUCGCCAUCCCGUGCUCGUGUCUCAGCUCCAGCCAAUGGCGUGUUCCCAGCAGCCGCGAGAAAACCUGUACAACAGCUGGAAAGAGGGCCUGAGAGUGCAAGUGCGAUCUCAGGAACAGGCAGAAUAAUG